AUGCUCCGUGCGGGAGGCGGGGCCGUGGGAGCGGCCCAGGUGGAGAUGAGCGGGGCGUCACCUGCCCGGGGACCGGAGUCGAGCGUCACCGGCCCGGGGACCGGAGCCCAGCCUCGGGCCGCGCUGCGCGCAGUGAAGGGAAACCGGAGGGAUUCCUUCCAGAAGUGCCCAGAACCUGCUGCCAUUGGCUUCUUGAAAAGCUUGACCUGCUUAGUACUGCGCAUACCCAGUAGAUGUUCUCCUCUCUAUUCUGAACUGUAUGUGUUGCUGAACAAAAUAAGCCGGUGUGGACUGUGGUACUCCUUUCAUUGUCAGAACCUCAACUGUAGCUGUUUCUGCCACUCGGUUAAAGGGUGUCUGUCCUUGCUGGUGACGGUCCAGCACACAGAACGCUAUGUCACCCUCUUUGCCUCGGUCGUCCUCAAAUGUGACUACACCACCUCUGCCCAGCUCCGGGAUGUGGUGGUGACAUGGCGCUUCAAGUCCUUCUGCAAGGACCCCAUCUUUGACUACUACUCUGCCUCAUACCAGGCGGCUUUAUCCUUGGGCCAGGACCCAUCCAAUGACUGCAACGACAGCCAGCGAGAGGUCCGCAUCGUGGCCCAGCGGCGGGGGCAGAAUGAGCCUGUGCUGGGGGUGGAUUACCGCCAGCGAAAGAUCACCAUCCAGAACCGAGCAGAUCUGGUGAUUAAUGAAGUGAUGUGGUGGGACCACGGAGUGUAUUAUUGCACCAUUGAGGCACCAGGGGACACGUCAGGUGACCCGGAUAAGGAGGUGAAGCUCAUCGUCCUGCACUGGCUGACGGUGAUCUUCAUCAUUCUGGGAGCCCUCCUCCUCCUCCUGCUGAUUGGAGUGUGCUGGUGCCAGUGCUGUCCUCAGUAUUGCUGCUGCCACAUCCGCUGCCCCUGCUGUCCUACCCGCUGCUGCUGCCCCGAGGAAGCCCUGGCCCGCCACCACUACAUGAAGCAGGCUCAGGCCUUAGUCCCUCAGAUGAUGGAAAAACCCCUGUACUGGGGGGCGGACAGGAGCUCCCAGGUUUCAUCUUACCCAAUGAACCCGCUGCUGCAGCGAGAUUUGUCUCUGCGGUCCAGCAUCCCACAGAUGCCAAUGACCCAGAUGGCUGCUCAUCCCCCCAUUGCCAACGGUGUCCUAGAGUAUUUGGAGAAGGAGCUGCGGAACCUCAACCUGGCUCAGCCUCUGCCACCUGACCUCAAAGCCAGAUCUGGUCAUCCCUGCAGCAUGCUGUCCUCGCUGGGCUCUGAGAUCGUGGAACGCAGAAUCAUCCACCUGCCCCCACUGGUCAGGGAUCUGCCAUCCUCACGGAGGACCAGCGACUCCCUGCGCCAGGAGUGGCUCACCCAGAUUCCCUCUGGACCCUGGGAUCUGAGGGAGGGGAGAAGGCAGCACUACUACUCUGAUUUCCACCAGGAGCCCCAGGACCAUUGGCCAAAGCCCUGGGCACUGGAGCAAAGGGAGCUGGACCAUUCGAGGAGUGGGAGGCACCGUGGCUCCAGGCUGAACGGCUCACCCAGGCCCUGGUCAGACAGGGACAGCCUCAGUGAUGGCCCCUUGUCCAGCGAGGCCUGUUGGCGGUCCAGCCGCCCCCCUCCCAGGAGCCACUGUCCCGAGAGGCCCCACAGGCCCAGCCCCCGAGAGAGUGCCCAGAGGCACAGGAGACGCAGGCACCGCAGCUACUCCCCUCCACUGCCCUUGCGCCUCAGUUCUUGGAGCUCUGAGGAGGAGAAGGAGAGGCAGCCCCGGAGCUCGGGAACCCGCCACCGCUCACACUCCCCAGACUGGCCUGAGGAGAAGCCACCCAGCUAUCGCUCACUGGAUGUCAUUCCAGGCAAGAAUGGCAGGAAAAAAGGGAGUGUGGAGAGGCGCUCGGUGAGCCUGGGGCAUCCUGCUGAGGGGCGGGCAUGGGCAGAAAGGACCUUCCGUGGCUGACACGGGCCUCCUUAUGUGCCACCACCGAGGGUGCCUCCUUUCUGUUUUGCACAAACUGCCUGGUGGGCUUGGUGAGACACCACUUGUUAGAACUAGUGAGUACAGGGUGCUAGUGCAGAGUACAGGGACGGGCUUGAUGCUUAAAGGGCCUCAUCCUCACUUUCACUUCACAGUCCUGUGAGGCAGGCCAAGCAGGUCUCCUUGUCACAGAUGAGGAUACGAGGCUCAGAAAGACUGAGCAGCUGGUGAGUAGUGGAGCCAGGGGUUGAACACAGGCCUUUAUGGCUAAGGCUUGAAAUGAUGGUGUGUCUUUAACGUUGCCACUUCUCAAAGUUGUGCUGCCAUUGCUCAAAAACAUUCAUGAACUGCCUUUAGAGCCAACUUACAAGCUACCCACGAAAACCUAUUGCUCUAUUUGACUAAAAUCCUAUUCUCUUUGCCUCUCUGAGGUAGUCAGAGGGACAUGUAGCAGGCUCUGAGGGAAGUUCCCAGAGUAGAAGAGUAUUAUAGGAACAAGACGUUUCAUCUCUCACGGGCUUGCAAGAAUACAACUCUCAUUUGGAAGUACAAGCUCUGCUGUGGUUUGUUUAAAAACCAAUCACAUGAAUGGUGUACGCAAAGGAGCAGGCACCUCAGGAGUGACACUGCCGUUCUGCAGGGGCAGAGUCUUGGUGAGAAGUGACCUGUGGAGGAAAGUAGUGAAGGCCAGCAAGUAUUUCUGAAACAAUGGAUAACAAUUGUGUCUUCUUCUCACAGAUGUCCCAUGAGAGAGGCAAAGACCAGUAAUAUGAAAACAGCCAGCCCUUGCUAAGUGGUUCUGAGCUACGGUCUUCUGACCUUAUUUAAUCCUCACAACAACAACCCUGUGAGGUUUAUACUGUUAGCCUCAUUUUACAGAUAAUACUAUUUCUUCCAUGUUACCAGUAAGAAAAUUGCUGCCUGAAAGACAACACAGAACCAGGACAACGACUAUUUACUCAUAUUAGUGACUAAACAUGGUUUAGUCAGUUAUCUUCAUUUUAACAACAACAAAAAAAUGUGACUUAAAAGUUAGUUUUUGGCCUAAAACCCAAAUCCUAUUUCAGUUAUUUUCCUCUCUGUCAGUUAAAUUAUGGGGCUCCUUGUGAGAGAAGGUUAAGAGGGAGGGAGAAAGAGGGUAAUUUUUUCAUACCAAUUAUAUUCUGAUCACUGGGGUAAGCCCUUUCCAACCCUUAUUUUAUUUAGUCCUCACAACAACCCUGUGAGGCUCAGAGAUGUUAAGUAACAUGCCUAAAAUCACAGCCAAUAGGGAGUAAAUCUAGAAUUUGGACAUAGAUAGCCCUUUUAACUCUGUGCCCUUUUCAGUAACUCAUAGAGAGAGAAGACUUUUAUUUAUUUCUGAUUUUCUGGAAAUAUUACAGAUUUCUUUAUCAUCAAGGAGUCACACCAAUAAUUUUACAAAAAAAAAAAAAAACCCCACAAAAUUUAUUGUAAAGUUGCUCCUGAGAGGCAAAGAUUUUGUUCGAGAUAAUUUUAAAAGCCCUUAUUGUGUUAGGUCUCUCAGUGAUCUCUCUCAAAGAGUUAUCACUUCUUCACAUUCCACUUUCCACUCAGUUUCUGACAGUGCCUGAGGCCCUAGGCCAAAGCUUGAUUUGGCAGGUUUGUUGAUUCGAAAGACAGAGUUUUUAGAUUUUUUUUAAUUGUACUUUAGAUGAAGGUUUACAGAACAAAUUAGUUUCUCAUUAAACAGUUAGUACAUAUUGUUUUAUGACAUUGGUUAACAACCCCAUGACCUGUCCACAUUCUCCCUUCUCAGCCUUGGGUUCCCUAUUACCAGCUUUCCUGUCCCCUCCUUACUUCUAGUCCUUGCCCCAGGGCUGGUGUGCCCCUUUAGUCCCAUUUUGUUUUAUGGGCCUGUCUAAUCUUUGGCUGAAGUGUGAACCUCAGGAGUGACCUCAUCACUGAGCCAAAAGGUUAGGGUGGGAAGGGGACACUGUCAGGAAUUCUCCAGUCUCUGUCAGGCCAGCAAGUCUGGUCCAAAAGACACUUUUUUUCCUUUUGUUUGUAACUUGGUAUCUGACUGCCCUCUUUCCUCCUAUCCUGGGUGGGGCUGAAUGCUUUGCAUAUUUGUUACAUUCUUGGCCUCUGAAGUUCUUCAGGCUUGCAGGUAACCUUAAAACUUAUAAUACCAUUGGGCCAGUGGAUGGUGACCUUUGAUUGCAUAUAACUUGAAGGUUCUGUUUAAUCCUUAAGUUGAUAAAAUGCAGCAUGGUUCUUAAAUCAAGCUUUCAGCAAUUACAGUUUCACCAAAAUUUUUAUAGAAUAUUUAUUAAAAAUACUAAAUGUUCAGAGUAACUUCAAACAAAAAAACACUUGAUUCGCAUGGUACUUUCUCUUCAAGAGUAAUGUUUAACAAGGGGUACAAACAAACAAGGACUUUUUCAUGCUGAUGAUCUCAUAGAAACCCAGAACAGGUGAGAACCAUUCUCUGCACCCAGGAGAAAAUGGAAGUUAUGUUGAGGGAUCACCCACCCGAUUCCAGAACAGAGAUCUUCUUACUUCACAUCUGGUGGCCUUCUCACUCUACCAAAGCUACAAUCACAGAAAUACAAGAAGCAAUAACUUUACAUUUUUAACUCCAGUGCUUAGAGACUGAAUGACCUCUGCAUUCCUGCCCUCCUUUGACAAAUUAUGUUUCUUUCCAAUCUGGCCCUAGCUCCCCAAGGCAUUUCUGGUUUGUUCCAAACUUGGCCUAAGCACACCUGUUCUGACUGCAUUCUUUUUUCCCCAAGCUAAACUCGAGUUUUCUAUAGAGUCCCAGGUGUUUUUGUGGUUGUUUGUUUUUGUUUCCUCUUUCUUUAACUCUUUGAUUUAAUUAAAAAAAAAAUUAUAUCACAAUUUUUGCUCUGCUUUCAAUAAAAUGUCUAGUCCUUGAUCAUGUCUAGAUGUUCCUUUAGCAAGCCCUGGACAGGUACUUUUUGCCACAUUUUGUUGCCUUCUUUCAUAUCAUAAAGCAUUCAUCCAUAAUAUCUUGAUUACUUAGUCCAUGAAACUCACUUUGCUGGUAAAUUGGAAACACAUAGAUUUUUUUUAUAGGAAC
This is a messenger RNA of Loxodonta africana (African savanna elephant), 5026 nucleotides long. It is a transcript of the gene ILDR1, whose product is annotated as immunoglobulin like domain containing receptor 1. Gene Ontology annotation, molecular function: high-density lipoprotein particle receptor activity. The record is from RefSeq and is a predicted model, not a curated record. Gene Ontology annotation, cellular component: plasma membrane. Lineage: Eukaryota; Metazoa; Chordata; Mammalia; Proboscidea; Elephantidae. The coding region runs from base 1 to 1947 and encodes 648 amino acids. The transcript has 9 exons.